AAUUUAAUUUUAUAGAAUUAUUUAGAAAUAUUAUUAUGUACUUUUGUGUAUUAUUCGUAAAUUUCUGUUUUUAUUUAAUAAUACGCAUUAAACUAAAUAAAAUUAAUAAUUAAAUGCUUAAAAUUCUACGAGAAAUGUUAAGAUAUACAGCUGUCAUAAGUUAACCUCAACCGUUUUCUUGCAAUGUUUUGAUUACCUAGUUUUCCCGAUUUAGUUAAGUCCUAAGUGUUUUUUACGUCUUGUUUUAAACUUUUGUUAGUUGUGAAAGUAUUUACUGUAUUCAAAAUGGACGACAAAGAAGUAAUGUACCUUGAAAAUGAAUUAAAAACGAGUAUCUACAAAGUGAAUGACCAAUUUAAGGACAUGUCAACGGAGGAACGAAGAUCAGAAUUGUUAGCGAUACAAAGAAUGCGGCGUGAAUUUGGAAAUGGAUGUGAUGAUCGAAACUCCAAGACAAGUCAUACACAAAACAGGCGCAGGAAACACUUCUAUCAAUAUAUGAUCUCAGAAUGGUUCCUUAAAGCACCAGAAGAUUUAAAUGAACAGUGGGUGGUGAAAUUAAUACCUAAUGGCAUAAGACUUUUGCUCAUUGCAAAAAAGGGACACACGAGUGCUUUUUACAAAUGUGGACAACCAUGUAUUUAUUUAAAAACGAAAUUUCCUGGUGGAGACUCAAGGAAAGGAGCCAUGACUGUUUUGGAUUGUGUAUACAAUAAGGACACACAAACUUUUUAUAUUGUUGACUGCUUAAGCUGGAACAAUAUUGUAUUACUCAAUGAAGAUGCAGCAUUCCGUUUUUACUGGCUCAGGAACAGAUUGCUAGACAGUCCAGAAUUAUUAGAAAUGUCUGGAUACAGUUUUAGACAUGUGGAUUAUCUGGAUGUUAACCUAGAGGCGAUACAAGAAGAAUUAGACAGACCUAGUGAGAUAAAUAAUGGACAAGUAAUCAGUUAUGGUGGUGCAGUAUUUUACCAUAAAGAAUCUCUAUACACUUUCGGUUACACGCCUUUGUCAUUAUGGUUGCCUACUUUCAUGUUUCAAGAAAUGUUGGGCAUUCACGUUAAACCGGAACAUUUGCAAAACAUGCCAGAAAAUUAUCAAAAUGUAGAGGUGUAUAUUAAGGGGAUUAUUGACAAGGUUAAAAGAAGAACCAAAAUUUCUGAAAGUGUAGAAAUGGAAUGUGAAGAAAACAAUGGAAUGGAAGAUGUUCAGGAGGAAGUAAGUCCCCCCUAUGUUAAAUAUAACAGAAAAAGGAACAUAGAAAGUUUGGAUUUACCAGAAGAUUCUGUUGUACAUUUGGAAUCAAAGAAAAGGAAAAUUAUUACAGAAAUACAUUUUAAUUCAUUGAAAAGAAUGCAGGAACAAACUGAUAUCUUUGAUGAAUUGAUACCAAAGAAGAAGAAACUAGAAUUCUUUUAUGAGUAAUUAUUGAAUAAUUUUAUUUAUUCGAUGAUUUCCUGACUGAGAAUUAAUUUUCUCAUAUUAUGUGAUUUUGAUUGUUAAUCUUUGAUUAUUUAGUAUUUUAAUUAGGUUGAACAAAUUGAACUCUUGAUUGUAUUAUUCUGUGAUUUUUAAAAAGCACAUAGUUUUACUAAUGCAAUAAUGCAU
Molecule: messenger RNA, 1608 nt
Organism: Aethina tumida (small hive beetle)
Lineage: Eukaryota; Metazoa; Arthropoda; Insecta; Coleoptera; Nitidulidae
Product: snurportin-1
Exons: 5
Coding region: 286-1425 (379 amino acids)
Biological process (GO): snRNA import into nucleus
Cellular component (GO): nucleus; cytoplasm
Source: RefSeq, a predicted model, not a curated record